AUGUUAUCUCAAUUUUUUAAUAAGUUAAGUCAAAAUUAUAUUGAAAUUUUGAAUGAUGACGAAUAUUAUGAUGUUACAAUUGAAGUCGGUAAAGAUCCAGACAAUAAUGACGAUGACUUAGUUCACAUCAAGUUACCGAAUAUAUCUCCAGAAAUUUUCAAGAUUCUUUUAACGUAUGUAUAUGGCGGUGUCAUUUCAUUAAAUGAACAAGAAAUAUCAGAAAUUUUAUAUAUAUUGGCUGCGGCUGAUCAACUUCACCUUCAAGAACUAGUUGAUUAUUUACAAAAAUAUUUGAUUAAUAAUAAAAUUAAAUGGAUGGAACAACAUUUUGGACUUGCUUAUCGGACGAGUUUUCAAUCUAAUUCUUUAUUAGAACUUCAGCAAUUUUGUAUAGACUGUUUGACUAAAUCUCCUCAAAUAUUCAAAUCACUUGAUUUUACUUUACUUUCUGAAAAAUCGUUGAUUUCACUUAUUAAAAGAGAUGAUUUACAAAUGAAAGAAACUGAAAUUUGGGAGCAUGUAUUAAAAUGGGGUCUUACACAAAAUCCAACUUUUGUUUCAGAUCCUGAUAUUUGGACUGAUUAUGAUUUUAAAGCAAUGGAGACUACCUUGCAGCAUUGUUUACCUUUAAUUAGAUUUUUCAGUUUAUCAUCUGAAGAAUUUUUACAAAAAGUUCAUCCAUAUAAAAAACUUUUGAAACCUCAAUUUUAUGAUGAAUUAUUUAAAUCUUAUUUGAACCCUAAUGUUGAACCAAGCAAAGAUAUAUUACUUCCUAGAUACAGAAAUAUUGAUGGGAUUAUUGAUUCAAAUAUUAUUAAUUUAAAUAUUGUUUCCCUUAUUUCAAGAUGGAUUGAUAAAAUAGAUAUUAAAAGCAAAUAUGCUUAUACAAGAGAAUUAUAUUUACCAUAUAAAUUUAAGUUAUUAUUAAGGGGAAAUAGAGAUGGAUUUACUCCUAAAAAAUUUCAUGAAUUAUGUGAUAACAUACCUCAUACGGUUACAUUCAUUAAAGUAAAAGAAACAGAAGAAAUUCUUGGAGGAUAUAAUCCUUUGGUAUGGAAAUCACAUAAAAAUGGUGAGCUUGGCAAAACAAAAGAUAGUUUUAUAUUUUCUUUUAAGAGUAAAAAUAAUUUCAAAGAUCCAAUUUUAAGUCAUGUAAAAAAUACGGACUGUGCAGUAGCUUAUCAUAAUGGACAUGGUCCUACAUUUGAUACAGAUCUUUUUUUAUGUGCAAGAGUAAGUGAUGGUUUAAAAGAAUAUAAUUUUAAUAGGUGUAAGUACUGGUGUAAGCAACGUUGUUAUGAAAAAAAGAUAAGGGAUACGGAGGAUCAAUUCUUAAUAGAAGAUUAUGAAAGGUUAAGUCAAGAUUAUAUUGAAAUAUUGAAUGAUGAUGAAUAUUAUGAUGUUACAAUUGAAGUUGUUUCAAAUAAAAAAGAUAAUGACGGUGUUGUGGCUCAUAUUAAGUUACCAAAUAUCUCACCAGAAAUCUUUCAGACUAUUCUAGAAUAUAUUUAUGGUGGCGUUAUUUCAUUAAAUGAGCAUGAACCUUUAGAAAUUUUAAAGGUAUUGACUGCUGCUGAUGAGCUGUUUCUUCAAGAAUUAAUUGAUCAUUUACAAAAAUAUUUAAUUGAGAAUAAACCUGAAUGGAUUGGGCAACAUUUUGAACUUACUCAUCGAACAAGUUUUCAAUCUAAUUCUUUAUUAGAACUUCAACAAUUUUGUACAAGUUUCAUGGCUAAAUCACCUGAUAAAAUAUUUAAAUCACUCGAUUUUACCUCGCUUCCUGAAAAUUCACUUAUUUCGCUUAUUAAAAGAGAUGAUUUACAAAUGAGAGAAAUCGAAAUUUGGGAACAUGUAUUAAAAUGGGGCCUUGCACAGAAUCCUACACUUAUCCCAGAACCUAAUACCUGGUCAGACAAUGAUUUUAAAACAAUGGAAAAUACUUUGCAGCAUUGUUUACCUUUAAUUAGAUUUUUUAGCCUUUCAUCUGCAGAUUUCUUUCAAAAAGUCCGACCCUAUAAAAAAAUUUUGAUACAUCAACUCUA
Rhizophagus irregularis DAOM 181602=DAOM 197198 is the source of this 2042-nucleotide messenger RNA. The record is from RefSeq and is a predicted model, not a curated record. NCBI's taxonomy places the organism in Eukaryota, Fungi, Glomeromycota, Glomeromycetes, Glomerales, Glomeraceae.